UUCUGUCCAGCACUCACCCGGCUUCUUGUCCCAAGCUUUCUGGAAGGAAGUUUGACCAAGAUCGACCAUGACAACUUACAGCGACAAAGGCCCAAAGCCUGAGAGAGGCCGAUUCCUCCACUUCCAUUCCGUGACGUUCUGGGUUGGCAAUGCCAAACAGGCUGCCUCCUUCUACUGCAACAAGAUGGGCUUUGAACCGCUGGCCUACAAGGGCCUGGAAACAGGGUCCCGGGAGGUGGUCAGCCAUGUGAUCAAGCAAGGAAAGAUUGUCUUUGUCUUCUCCUCGGCACUCAACCCCUGGAACAAAGAGAUGGGCGAGCACCUGGUGAAACACGGUGACGGUGUAAAGGACAUCGCCUUCGAGGUGGAGGACUGCGAGCACAUCGUGCAGAAAGCUAGAGAACGAGGGGCCAAAAUCGUGCGGGAGCCCUGGGUGGAGCAGGACAAGUUUGGGAAGGUGAAGUUUGCUGUGCUGCAGACGUACGGGGACACCACUCACACUCUGGUGGAGAAGAUGAACUACACCGGCCGAUUCUUGCCUGGAUUCGAGGCCCCGAUAUCCAAGGAUCUCUUGCUUCCCAAGCUGCCCAAAUGCAACCUGGAGGUCAUCGAUCACAUCGUAGGAAACCAGCCUGACCAGGAGAUGGCGUCUGCCUCGGAAUGGUACCUGAAGAACCUGCAGUUCCACCGCUUCUGGUCGGUGGACGACACCCAGGUGCACACGGAGUACAGCUCUCUGCGCUCCAUUGUGGUGGCCAACUAUGAGGAAUCCAUCAAGAUGCCCAUCAACGAGCCAGCGCCUGGCAAGAAGAAGUCCCAGAUCCAGGAAUAUGUGGAUUACAAUGGGGGUGCUGGGGUCCAGCACAUCGCUCUCAAGACUCAGGACAUCAUCUCUGCGAUCCAGCACUUGAGAGACAGAGGCAUGGAGUUCUUAGAAGUGCCAUCAACGUACUACAAGCAGCUUCGGGAGAAUCUCAAGUCAGCCAAGAUCCGGGUGCAGGAAAGCAUCGACACGCUGGAGGUGGGGCCCACGCCCGGCUGA
This is a messenger RNA of Dipodomys ordii (Ord's kangaroo rat), 1042 nucleotides long. It is a transcript of the gene Hpd, whose product is annotated as 4-hydroxyphenylpyruvate dioxygenase. The transcript is spliced from 12 exons. Gene Ontology annotation, molecular function: 4-hydroxyphenylpyruvate dioxygenase activity. Bases 68 to 1042 code for a protein of 324 amino acids. Gene Ontology annotation, biological process: L-tyrosine catabolic process. The record is from RefSeq and is a predicted model, not a curated record. Gene Ontology annotation, cellular component: endoplasmic reticulum membrane; Golgi membrane. NCBI's taxonomy places the organism in Eukaryota, Metazoa, Chordata, Mammalia, Rodentia, Heteromyidae.